AUGCCUCCUUCUGCCACAUCGAUUGAGGAGAGACAACCCGUUCUGCUCCCGUGCGGUGGAUGGGAUACUCAUCACCAUAUCUUCGAACCCGAAUCUUUCCCUUACAGCCCAAACAGGCAUUUAACUCCGCCGCCCGCGACGAUUGCCGCGUUUGAACAAUUCAAAAGAAGCUUAGGCAUCACGAGAUCUGUACUCACACAUGGAUUAUCCUACGGAAAUGACUGCACAUCUCUCAAGGCGUUCGUCCCUCGCCUCGGUAGCCAAAAGACCCGGGCUGUUGGCGUUAUCGAUCCUGAAACGACGACAGACGAGGAGUUACUUGCGAUGCACAGAGCGGGUGUCCGCGGCCUUCGCGUGAACCUGUAUCAGUACAAAGCUAUGGAAGAUGUCGAGUUGCAAAAAGUUGCUCUGCGUGCGCAUCUGAAGAGGAUUAUAGAUCUAUCGCUCCCCUGGAGCUUAACGAUGACGACGACCCGCACCGAGUUCUGGACCACGCUGGAGCCCUUCGUCCGAGAUGUCAUAGUCUCGCAAGGGGUCAUCUUGGUUACAGAUCACUUUGCGUUGCUGAAGGCGACAAGUCUGCUGCCCGGUGAACAUCGCGAGGACCCGACGACCCAGCCAGGGUAUGACGCCGUGAUGAGACUAGUAAGGGACGGCCAUCUGUGGGUAAAGCUGAGCGCACCGUAUCGCAUCAGCGACGAAGACCCAGGAUACUCAGAUGUAAAGUUUCUAGUGCGCGCAUUUGUCGAUGCGAACAAGCACCGGGUGCUGUGGGGCAGCGAUUGGCCGCAUACGCCGCGAAUGAAGGUCCGGACACACGAGGCUGCCAUGAGGGAGACGCCGUAUCUUGAGGUAGAUGAUGCGGCAUGGCUCAAGAGCCUGAGGUCUUGGCUCUCAGAUGAGGAGUGGGAUCUUCUAAUGGUUCAGAAUCCAAGCCAUAUCUUUGGACGGUGA
Colletotrichum scovillei is the source of this 954-nucleotide messenger RNA. RefSeq lists its product as uncharacterized. Gene Ontology annotation, molecular function: hydrolase activity. The transcript is spliced from 2 exons. NCBI's taxonomy places the organism in Eukaryota, Fungi, Ascomycota, Sordariomycetes, Glomerellales, Glomerellaceae. The coding region runs from base 1 to 954 and encodes 317 amino acids. The record is from RefSeq and is a predicted model, not a curated record.